GGGGGAUGAAAGCGACCAGUGUGCGUGUGUGUCCAACACGGAGAGAUGUCUGGGUGCUGCAGUACCGCUGUGAUCUAUCUAGGUAUUGGAUUUUGUUUGACGGCAGUUAUCAGCCAGACCGCAGGACAGACCGCUAAAGUACCAUGGACGCGAGAAAAGCUGUUCCACAAGCCCAGUUUGAUGACCACACAAGACACCCAGCGAGUCUUGGCACAGACUGAUGUCACCCGGAUGUGGCACAAUGACCUCCGACCCCUGCUGGUGCAGAGAUACCCCAGCUCAUCGGGCAGCCUUGCUGUGCGCCAGCACAUUUUGAACAGGCUGGGAUCACUUCGCGCAGGCUGGAAGACAGAAGAGGAUACAUUCCAGGCGGACACUCCCUAUGGUCCGUUGACCUUUUCCAACAUAAUCGCCACCGUGAACCCAGCAGCCAAGCGGCGUCUCGUGCUAGCCUGCCACUACGACUCCAAGUACUUCCCUCCGCAGCAGAGCGGCCGCCAGUUUGUUGGAGCCACUGACUCAGCAGCACCGUGUGCCAUGCUGCUAGAACUGGCACAGGCUCAAGACGAAGAGCUCCUGUCACGAAAGACUUCCAAUCCAGACCUCUCUCUGCAGUUUAUUUUCUUUGAUGGAGAGGAGGCUCUGCACCAGUGGUCCUCCACAGACUCUCUCUAUGGUUCACGACACCUGGCCCAGAAGAUGGGAUCCACUUCACACCCGCCUGGCUCCAGGGACACGACCCAGCUGCACGGAAUAGAUCUGUUUGUGCUGCUGGAUUUAAUUGGUGCUCCCAAUCCCCGCUUCGGCAGCCAGUUUGCAAACACUGCGAGAUGGUUCACAAGACUGCAGAAUAUAGAGCGCCGGCUGCAUGGGAUGGGUGAGCUGAAGAACCACCACGCUGAAAAUGAAUAUUUUUGGCCUAACAUUCGUGUUGGGCCUGUCGACGACGAUCACGUACCGUUUUAUAAUAGAGGAGUUCGGAUUCUUCACUUGAUACCAACGCCUUUCCCUGCAGUCUGGCACACCAUGGAUGACAAUGAAGAAAACCUGGACUCCUCCACCAUUGAAAACUUGAAUAAGAUUCUCCAAGUCUUUGUGCUGGAGUACCUGAAGCCGUAAAGCAACAAUAGCUGUCAUCUGUUGGGUUGAGGCAAUGAAAUAUCGCUACAUAUGUCAUUAACAUAUUGCAUUACAUACCGCUUUGUAGUUUCCCAUAUACUUAAUGAAAAACUGACAUUUUGAAAUCUAGCCUGA
Polyodon spathula (Mississippi paddlefish) is the source of this 1254-nucleotide messenger RNA. RefSeq names its product glutaminyl-peptide cyclotransferase (gene qpct). The record is from RefSeq and is a predicted model, not a curated record. NCBI's taxonomy places the organism in Eukaryota, Metazoa, Chordata, Actinopteri, Acipenseriformes, Polyodontidae. The transcript is spliced from 7 exons. Gene Ontology annotation, molecular function: glutaminyl-peptide cyclotransferase activity; zinc ion binding. Bases 46 to 1119 code for a protein of 357 amino acids.